AUGGAAAAGACGCUGCUGUGGUUGAUCUUUUUCACGCUUGGGUGGCCCCUCACUGAUGGAUCAGAGCAGGAGCAGGAUUUUAUGUGGCAUCUGAGAAAAGUACCCCGGGUUGUCAGUGACAGGACUUUCCAUCUCACGAGCCCCACGUUUGAGGCCGAUGCCAAGAUGGUGUUAAAGAAAGUGUGUGGCAUCGAGUGCCAGAAAGAACUCCCUGCUCCCAGCCUCUCUGACCUGGAAGAUUCGCUCUCCUACGAGACUGUCUUUGAGAAUGGCACCCGGACCUUGACCAGAGUGAAAGUGCAAGGUCUGGUCCUGGAGCCCAUGCCGAACACCACCGCCAGAGGGGCCUCGGCGAGGAGAAAGAGGCAGGUGUAUGGCACAGACAGCAGGUUCAGCAUCCUGGACAAAAGAUUCCUCACCAACUUCCCUUUCAACACAGCCGUGAAGCUGUCCACGGGCUGCAGUGGCGUCCUCGUGUCCCCCAAGCACGUUCUGACCGCCGCCCACUGUGUGCACGACGGGAAGGACUAUGUGAAAGGGAGUAGAAAGCUGAGGGUAGGGCUGCUGAAGAUGAGAAAUAAAGGAGGUGGCAAGAAACGUAGGGGUUCCAGGAGGAGCAGGAGAGAAGCCAAUGGUGAUGACCAACGAGAGGGCAGCAAAGAGAAUCUGAAGGAGAGAGCCAAGGCUGCAAGGAGGAGAAAGAACUCUGCUGGGGGUCAGAGGGGCGCUGAGGGCGGGCCCUCCUUCCAGUGGACCCGCGUCAAGAACACCCACAUCCCCAAAGGCUGGGCCACGGGAGGGAGAGGGGCCGCCGCCUUGGACUACGACUACGCUCUUCUGGAGCUGAAACGUGCUCACAAAAAGAAAUACAUGGACCUAGGAAUCAGCCCGGCCCUCAGGAAGCUGCCCGGGGGCAUGAUCCACUUCUCCGGCUUUGAUCAGGACAGAGCUGAUCAGCUGGUCUACCGGUUUUGCAGCGUGUCCGAGGAGUCGAGUGAUCUCCUCUAUCAAUACUGCGAUGCCCAGCCGGGCUCCACCGGCUCCGGGGUCUACCUGCGUCUGAAAGAGCCAGACAAGCAUUGGAAGCGCAAGAUCAUCGCGGUCUAUUCCGGCCACCAGUGGGUGGACGUGCAGGGCGAGCAGAAGGACUACAACGUGGCGGUGCGCAUCACGCCCCUCAAGUACGCCCAGCUGUGCCUCUGGAUCCGCGGGGAGGACGCCGACUGUACUUACGGGUAACGGGACCCCGAAACCAGGCCACGGACGAUCUAAGUCGCAGGGGAAACCAGUUCCGAUGAUUGUAGCAAGACCACCUCACGGAGUGUGCCUGGACACGAACUCUAUUAAUAGCAUUUCAAUAUUUUUAUAAAUUUACUUUUGUCAAAAGGAGGAGAUUUUCCUGCAUGUAAAACCGUUUAGGUAAAGUUAUUGAUGGGCAUUUCCAUGCCAAGUAUAUAUUCUUCUUCACAUGGUGGUAAGUUUGGUUUGUGCAAAGUAAUUUUUUUUCCUGCUAGCCUUCUUAAAAAUUAGACACUCUUUAAAACUUCAAGCUGAUCCUAUAAACAAUGUGAUUUCUCAAUGGAGUUAUUCUCAGGGUCCUACCCCAAGAAGAAUCUACUGUGGUGCUGGGCGCCAAUUAAAGGUGAAACGGCAGAUACAGAGGCGGACAGGUCACAUUUCAAAUCGAAUUAGAGACAAACAUUCACGACAGUUAGGACUACUCUGAGAUGGACCCAUUCAGUGCAUGCCCUCCGUGUUUAUAUUGCUUUCUCUUGGGUCUGAGAAACUUCAGUUUUUUGUUUGUUUUGUUUUUUAAAGAAUUACAAGGAAUAGCUUUAUCAACAGAACUGUCACCUAUCGUACUGCUUUGAAAGAUAUCGACUGAAGUGUGUAUAGUUUAAAAUGAAAGAAAUACUUCAUCCUAGGAAAUAAAUCUAGUUUAAAAAUAGGGAAGCUGAGACCUUUUAAGAUCUCAAGCUUUUAUUUAACUAGUGUUCUAACCAUGGGCUUUUCAUGCAUGCAUAGGGGAGACAGCUCCACAGUUGUAUAUGGCCUUGCAUUUGAAAGGCACAUCACUUUAUGCUACACAGUCUCCCGUGUGUUCUUAGGACAAGCAAUUCUCGUCUUUCUCAAGCGAGAGUCUUUUUUCCCUUGACAAAAUUCAGCUUUCUUCAUAGGGCCUUAGGCGUAUUAUUUUUGGCGAAUUCUCUGAGUAGCAAUUUUAAAUAGCUUCCUUAAAAUGAAUACGAUCUAAGAAUACUUUUACAAAGAAGGUUCGGAUUAUUUUCAUUAGAGACCAAGGCUGUUCACUCACUCUGGCCAUCAUGGCAGCCUCAGCAGACAGAGUCCACCGGUUGCCCUGGGGCACUUGAUACCUAUUUCCUGAAUGGUUAUAAAAGGGCAUUAGUUCAGGCUCUUAUUUAUUACUUUUUUUUUUUAUUAAUCCUCAACCAAUGAUAUAUUUUUCAUUGAUUCUAGAGAGAG
Molecule: messenger RNA, 2484 nt
Organism: Myotis brandtii (Brandt's bat)
Lineage: Eukaryota; Metazoa; Chordata; Mammalia; Chiroptera; Vespertilionidae
Gene: PRSS35
Product: protease, serine, 35
Exons: 2
Coding region: 1-1239 (412 amino acids)
Biological process (GO): proteolysis
Molecular function (GO): serine-type endopeptidase activity
Source: RefSeq, a predicted model, not a curated record